Messenger RNA from Emys orbicularis (European pond turtle), 2983 nucleotides. RefSeq names its product butyrophilin subfamily 1 member A1-like. Gene Ontology annotation, cellular component: external side of plasma membrane. The transcript is spliced from 11 exons. Gene Ontology annotation, molecular function: signaling receptor binding. The coding region runs from base 329 to 1801 and encodes 490 amino acids. Gene Ontology annotation, biological process: regulation of cytokine production; T cell receptor signaling pathway. The record is from RefSeq and is a predicted model, not a curated record. Lineage: Eukaryota; Metazoa; Chordata; Testudines; Emydidae.
UGCUGGACGCAUAGAGAAUGUUUCAGUUCAGCUAAAAUUGCAGUAAGUUAACCAGCAGUAGCUGUAUGAACAGACUGGAGUCAGACGUGCCUGCCUAGUGGGAAAUACUGCUGUAAAUACAGAGAAGUUCACUUGUAAUGCAGACCUGGCAGUUCUGAAGCUGGGAGCCCUUCCUCUGCCGCUAGCCUGUGCACUUUGCUGUAGGAUCCAGCAGGCCGGCACCUCCUGGACUAAGGGUCCAUUUCACUGGCUGUAGAGAAGCUGGAAAUGUCCCAGUGAUCCUGUAAUUGCUGAGAAGUUUCUCCUGGGCUCAUGAGUUACAAUCAAGAUGAGGAUUUCCUUCCACUCCCACUGUGCAAUGGGCAACCUCUCUCUGUGCAGUUACAUCAUUUUCUUUUUUAUGCUCCAUGUUUCUACACUGGAAUCAGUGAAUUUCAAGGUUAUUGGACCUGAUCAUCCCAUCACGGUCUCUGCAGGGGAAGAUGCCCUGUUACCCUGUCACCUCUCCCCCAGCAUGAAUGCUCAGGAGAUGGAGGUGCGCUGGUUCCAAUCCAAGGACUCUGAACUUGUCCAUCUGUAUCAGGAUGGAAAAGAUCAGACUGAGCUGCAAAUAUCAAAGUAUCGGGACAGAACAGAGCUGCUGAAGGACGGUAUCGUGGAUGGAAGAGUUGCCCUGCAUAUACGCAACAUCACCCCCUCUGACCAAGGACAGUUUAUCUGUUUCUUCCGAUCACCCAGCUUUUUUGGGGAAGCCACUCUGGAACUGAAGGUGACAGGUCUGGGCUCUACUCCUCGCAUCUCUAUUGACAGCUACCAGAGCAGAGGGAUCCACAUGGUGUGUGAAUCUGCUGGAUGGUACCCGAAGCCCCAGGUGCAGUGGAGAGACCUGAGGGGGCAGCACUUACCAUCCCUGACAGAAAAAAUAAUUCAACAUGAUAACGGCCUGUUUGAAGCACAAAUUUCCAUUAUUGUAACAGAAACUUCCAGUCAGGAUCUGUCCUGCUCUGUCAGCAACUCCCACCUCAACCAAGGGAAAGAAUCCAUGGUCUACAUCGCAGAUUCUUUCUUCCUGGGGGCCUGCCCCUGGAAUGUGGCUGUGCACAUACUCCUGGUUGCUUUGGGUUUGCUCAUUUUCACGGCCAGCUACUUCUUCUGGAAGCAACACAAGGCAAAAGGGAAACUUGUUGCGGAUCUUGAGAAACAGCUUGCAGAAAAAGAGACGCUCCAGAAUGAACUUCAAUUGAGAAGAGUUCAAAUAUAUCAAGCCAGCGUGAUUCUGGAUCCAGUCACUGCUCAUCCUGAUCUCAUCCUGUCUGAGGAUCAGACAUGUGUAACAAAAGGAGAUACAGCACAGAAUGUGCCAGACAAUCCUGAGAGAUUUGAUUCUUCUGUGUGUGUCCUGGGUUCUGAAGGUUUCACAUCAGGGAUACAUUACUGGGAGAUGGAAGUGGGGAAUGGUGGUGACUGGUGGGCUGUAGGGGUUGCCAGAGAGUCUAUAAAGAGGAAGGGAUGGCUCAAUUUUAGCCCAGUGGAGAAGAUCUGGGCUGUGGAGUGUGACUGGGGUAAAUACCAGGCUCUUGACUCCUCUGUGAUCCAUUUGCCUCUGAAUGAGCGACUUGGGAAAAUUGGGGUUUCUCUGGACUUUAAAGAGCGCCAUGUAGCAUUUUAUGAUAUUGAUAACAUGGUGCCAAUAUACACUUUCAAAGAGGUCUCUUUCUCUGAUGAGAAAAUCUUUCCUUUCUUCUGUAUCUGGAGAACUCCAGGAAAAUAUAUCAAACUGUGUGACCGAGAAAAGAGUUAGCCCUACAUUUUCAAGUGUCCAUUAUUUUUUGGUGCCAGCGCUCAAAAUUAGAGGGCACUUAUGAAAAUUUAGAGCAAAUUACCUUACUGUGCCCAGAAUUCUGUACCUUUCAAAACUAUAGAAAACAUGAAUGGUCAGGAGAAAAUGUCAAUGGAACAGCAUUUACCCAAGUUAUUUUUCUAACUGUGACGGGUUGGAUCACAGAAACCCCCUUGGGAGCUGCCACCUGAUGUGCAAAGACUACCUCUGCUCCUGUUUUCCCUGCCAGCUCAGGAUUCCAGCACCCUGUCUUGCUGAGCCAGACACUCCCGUCUGCUCCAACACAGACCCAGGGUCUGAAUCACUUGUCCCAGAGCUGCAAGUUUACCCGAAAACAGCUCACAGAAGUGUGCUUGUCUUUAGCACUCAGAUGCCCAACUCCCAAUGGGGUCUAAACCCAAAUAAAUCCAUUUUACCCUGUAUAAAGCUUAUGCAGGGCAAACUCAUAAAUUGUUCGCCCUCUAUAACACUGAUAGAGAGAUAUGCACAGUUGUUUGCUCCCCCAGGUAUUAAUACAUACUCUGAGUAAAUUACUAAAUAAAAAGUGAUUUUAUUAAAUACAGAAAGUAGGACUUAAGUGGUUCCAAGUAGUAACAGACAGAACAAAGUAAGUCACCAAGCAAAAUAAAAUAAAAUGCGCAAAUCUAUGUCUAAUCAAACUGAAUACAGAUAAUCUCACCCUCAGAGAUGCUUCAGUAAGUUUUUUCUCAGGCUGGACACCUUCCAGGCCUGGGCACAAUUCUUUCCCCUGGUACAGCUCUUGUUCCAGCUUAGGUGAUAGCUAGGGGAUUCUUCAUGAUGGCUCCUCUCCCCCUCUAUUCUCUUCCACCCCUUUAUCUAUCUUUUGCAUAAGGCGGGAACCCUUUGUCCCUCUGGGUUUCCACCCCCCCUCACUGGAAAAGCACCAGGUUAAAGAUGGAUUCCAGGUCAGGUGACAUCACAUGUCACUGCAAGACUUCAUUGCCCACUUGCCAGCACACACAUAUACAGGAAGACUAACAGGUAAACACAGCUAUCUGCAGACAAUGGUCCUGGUUAAUGGGAGUCAUCAAGAUUCCAAACCAUCAUUAAUGGCCCACACUUUACAUAAUUACAAUAGGCCCUCAGAGUUAUGUUUUAUAUUUCUAGUUUUAGAUACAAGAG